UUCGCAUGGUAGCACAAGCGAUCAACGGUGGCGGUUGUAUGCGUCCAACCCCCAUGUGUGAGCACGUGUGACACGCAAACCCUUAUUUAAAAAAUCGUUUCGAAAAAUCUCAAAGAACAUCGUGUUAAUUAACGACGCGAAAUCAACCAGAAAAGAACGGGGGAGAUUAUUUUUAUCAAAAACGCGCGAAAUACGUUAAAACAAUUUUUUUUUAACUGACUAUUAUUUUAUUUUUGUUUUCGGGGUGCUUUUUAAACUAAAAAAAAAAGAUUAAUGUGUUAGUUUUAGUUUUAGUUUAGUUUUUUGGUGCAACUUUACCAAAAUCAUCCCUUAUUUUACAAACGAUUUUAAAUUCGAAAAAGAUUAAUCGUAGAAAUUCAGGCUGGGAGCUACUUCCGGUCCAAUCCCGUCUACAGGCGGGUUUUCACCCGUCUUAUCAGCCGCGAAAACGUUGUCCCUAAGGGACUCCACGUGUGCCGAGGCUUUCUGGAAGAUGCCACAUAAAGAAGAAGACCUUAUGCAUCACGCAACGAUGGGCCAAAAUACAAUUUUUGGAUGUUCUGCUGCAGGUCAUAGUGGUAUUAACCAGCUCGGCGGCGUUUAUGUAAACGGGAGACCGUUGCCAGAUUCGACGCGACAGAAGAUCGUAGAAUUGGCACAUUCGGGAGCGCGACCGUGUGAUAUCUCGAGAAUCCUCCAGGUGUCCAACGGUUGCGUCUCGAAGAUCUUGGGCAGACGCUUUUUCGAUAGGUACUAUGAAACCGGCUCGAUCAAACCUAGAGCAAUCGGAGGUUCAAAACCUCGAGUGGCCACACAACCGGUCGUCCAGAAAAUUGCCGAAUUUAAACGGGAAUGUCCUUCGAUUUUCGCCUGGGAGAUUCGUGAUAGAUUAUUAUCAGAAGGAGUGUGCAAUAAUGACAAUAUUCCAAGUGUGUCUUCAAUAAACCGAGUAUUAAGAAAUUUGGCAUCACAAAAAGAACAACAAGCAACUCAAAGCGAAUCGGUUUACGAUAAGCUGCGUAUGUUCAAUGGACAAGCCCCCGGUUGGUCUUGGUAUCCUGGGGCUCCAACGACACCCCAUUUAGGGUUACCACCGGCACCCACUUCCUUAACUAGUCAAUUUACAAAGGAUGAUCUACAAAAACGAGCCGAAGCUAUGCACGAAAAUACGUCUGAUGGGAAUUCUGAACAUAAUUCUUCUGGUGAUGAAGAUUCUCAACUUAGGUUGAGGUUAAAAAGAAAAUUGCAAAGGAAUCGAACGUCGUUUACAAACGAGCAAAUAGAUAGUUUGGAAAAAGAAUUCGAAAGGACGCAUUAUCCGGAUGUUUUUGCAAGAGAAAGGCUAGCUGAAAAAAUUGGAUUGCCUGAGGCACGUAUCCAGGUUUGGUUUAGUAAUAGGAGGGCAAAAUGGCGACGUGAAGAAAAGUUAAGAAACCAAAGAAGAGCAGUCGAACAAGUUGCUGUUAGUCCACCGGUUUCUGCGGGCCGAUUACCCAUUAAUUCUGGUUUUAACUCUAUGUAUUCAUCGAUUCCGCAACCAAUAGCUACUAUGGCGGAUACAUACAGUUCUAUGUCAAGUGGGUUAAGCAGCAGUUGCUUACAACAACGAGAAGCCACCGGUUAUCCGUAUAUGUUUCACGAUCCUUUGCACUCUUUAAGUUCGUCUUAUAAUACUCGAGCUGCCGCAGCAUGUAAUCCUGCAGUUGCUCACGCGCAACCUUCUUCACAUCCUUCUUAUGCUCCAGCAGGAACACCUACAUCUGUUCCGGUAUCAACAGGAACUGGUGUAAUUUCUGCCGGUGUAUCAGUUCCGGUACAAAUACCAUCGCAAACGCCUGAUUUGACAUCGAACCUAGCGUCGAAUUAUUGGCCCCGGAUUCAGUGAUCUCAACUUUUCGGCUUUCCGCCACCAAGUUUACUGGUGCAUCAGGAAAGCCCGGCCCUGCAUGAAACCGUGACGCCGCCGAGUGUUACGAAUUCCAACCAAGAUCCGGAAUCUUCCUCUUAAUUAAGCGUGCGCCACCUGUGAACGAAUGUAAGGAAGUAACCGGUUUAGGGAGGAACUGCAGGGUACUUUAACGUACAAAAAUUCUGAAAAAAAUUAAAUUAAACCAAAAAACGACGUCAUUUAAAAAGAUUUUCAAAGAAAAAUGAAUAAGAUUUUAACAUUAAUGAAAAAGAAAACAUAAUAAUAAUAAAAACAUGUGCAUAUUGUAUUAUAAACGUGAUUAAUGUAGGGAUUUUAAAAGAAUAGGGGGUUGAUAAAGCAACCUUAUUAAUAAUUGUACAUUCGCCCGAAUCAAUGAUAUUGCAUAUUUUAUCGCAUCGAGUUCGUAGUAAGUUGUUAAAAUUAACAGUUAAAGAAAAAUAAAUGAGGAAGAACCACAAUAACCGAUAACAAAAAAAUAAAGAUGGAAAGAAAAUAGCAAUAAUAAUGAUUAAUUAAUUAAUUGUAAACAGAAAAAAUCUUAUCUCCUUCUCUCUCUGCAAUAGCUAAUGGUGUAAUGUGUUAAAUUGAAGAGCGAUUUUCCGUUUUACGUUGUCGUUUUUAACAAUCUUUUUUACGUCUUGAUAGGUUUUAUGAUCGCUGUGAUUAUGUUAGGGAAGUGUUUUGAAAAAAAUUUUAUUCGAAUUAAAAUCAUAACAAACAUUUUAAAACACUUCCCGUUCCUUAUUGUAAACACUUAUUACUUAGUAAUAAUAAUAAAUAGUCGUGCUGUCUCAGUGUGUAUAAACGAUAAAAAUUAGUAAUGAAAUAAAAAAAUUCUGGACAAAAAAGAUCUAAUUUUAUUUCGAUUAUAUUCAGCCUUUACAAUCACAUUCUUUAAUAUUCCUAUAAACUACAAAAA
Messenger RNA from Onthophagus taurus, 2849 nucleotides. It is a transcript of the gene toy, whose product is annotated as paired box 6 protein twin of eyeless. Gene Ontology annotation, molecular function: RNA polymerase II cis-regulatory region sequence-specific DNA binding; DNA-binding transcription factor activity, RNA polymerase II-specific. NCBI's taxonomy places the organism in Eukaryota, Metazoa, Arthropoda, Insecta, Coleoptera, Scarabaeidae. Gene Ontology annotation, biological process: anatomical structure development; regulation of transcription by RNA polymerase II. The record is from RefSeq and is a predicted model, not a curated record.